CGCAAUCGUAUGCUCUCCCUCCUGGCUUUUCCUGUGUCAGCAACGAGGAUUCCUGAGACGCAUUCCAUCGCUCCGUCGCAGAAGAGCGACAGUCGGAGGGCCUCGCAGGGAGGUGGGGAUGCCAACCUGACUGGCUGCCCGCCGAUGCCUGAUCUGCCGCUAGACGGUGACCAGGGCCUGGCCGGGUCACGUAUACUUAGUACCGUACCGUAUGGUCAGCGGUCAGCACUGAUCUGAUCCAGAGACGACCUCUCGGUCGGACUGGACGCGACGAGGUUCGAGGAUGAUGAUACUCGACGUGAGUGCUCACGGCCUUGCAUACGUCACUGAUCAGGAUCUUAUCCUUCGAAUCUCGACAGGGAACCCUCCUGCAGAUGCAAGGUCUGGAGGGCAUCCUCCAUUGACGUAUCAGCGCGACAGGGGCAUUCAAGCAACCGCACGAUGAUGGAGGGCGUUCGACCUGUCCAGGAUCCUGUCUCCUGGGACUGAUAUCCGGAGUAUACAUUGCUCGACUCGCGACGGCACCAGCCCGGGAAUUACCCCGGAACUUACCGUGGCCCGUCCCUAUAAGCGCGUGGCAUUACUCCGUCUCGAAGAUGGAUGGAUGGCUGAUAUAAAUGAUAUUGUUCAGCUUCAACCUGCUGCCAC
This is a messenger RNA of Aspergillus heteromorphus CBS 117.55, 648 nucleotides long. RefSeq lists its product as uncharacterized. NCBI's taxonomy places the organism in Eukaryota, Fungi, Ascomycota, Eurotiomycetes, Eurotiales, Aspergillaceae. The transcript has a single exon. Bases 10 to 237 code for a protein of 75 amino acids. The record is from RefSeq and is a predicted model, not a curated record.